AUGUUGCUGCGCACUCUGGUCGCCUCGUCAUCUUUCACCUGGACUGCACGGGCUGCUCGACACCACUUGUCUGCCCCGCUUCGGCUAUCCAGCGCUGCCAGAACGGCAGCCGACAAGGGCAGCGGCGGUGGUGGUGGCGGCCUUGAGGUGGACGGCAGCGGUGACGCGGACACCCGAUCACCGUCAACCUCGGAUUCCCGCCCCGCCACCCGCGACGGACCUGGCGCACAUCGUCGCGAGGGCCAGCAGCUGCAGGCAUGUCUGCAGGACGCUCUGCGCCGAAUUGAGGUUCUGGAGCGCCACAUCGCGGCGGCAGACACGACCGCCGGCGGCGCUGCGCACGCUCGCCAGCCCCGCGACGAUGCUUGGCAGCGUGAGCGGGGCGAGGGUGACCGCGGCGAGAAGGGGCGGCCUGGCGGGGGAACACAGCGGCGCAGCGAGUCAGGGGAUGGCGGCGGCGACGGUGUGGAGGGCGGACCGGAGGGCACCCUGAGGACCCUUCACCCCAAGAUUUCGAAAUUUCUGAGCUCUGGCUACCUGGAGAGCCAGGCCCAGCUGCGCGAGCAGCUGAUGCAGCAUGAGUGGGACGGCACGGUGCGCUCGUGGAUGCUGCGCAAGGGUGUGGCUGACUUUGAGCGCUACGCCGCGGAGCAGGACUUGCACGUGCCGUUUGAAGCGAUCUCCAGGCUAUACAAGGUGAGGGGGUGGGGGUGGGCCCGUCCCGCCACAGAGCGGCAGCUGCUGCUGCUUCUGCUGCUGCUGCUGCUGCUGCUGCUGCUGCUGCUGCUGCUGCUGCUGCUGCUGCUGCAAUCACAACAGUGA
This is a messenger RNA of Monoraphidium neglectum, 822 nucleotides long. RefSeq lists its product as hypothetical. The coding region runs from base 1 to 822 and encodes 273 amino acids. Lineage: Eukaryota; Viridiplantae; Chlorophyta; Chlorophyceae; Sphaeropleales; Selenastraceae. The record is from RefSeq and is a predicted model, not a curated record. The transcript is spliced from 3 exons.